AUGACUCAUUCUUUCUCUGACCUUCUUUCUUCUCCCACCGACCACAACCUCGCAGGCUCCGAAAGACCUCAGGUGUCGGAUCAAACAGGGUCUGGUGCGCCAAAAUUCAAGUCCACACCACCUCCCUCUCUCCCUCUCUCUCACCCUCAAAAUCAUCCUCUUCCACCCAUUUCUCCUUCUUACUUUAACAUCCCCCAUGGGUUAAGCCUUGCUGAACUUCUUGACUCUCCAGUUCUCCUCAACUCUUCUAACGGUUUGCCAUCUCCAACGACUGGAUCAUUUGCUGGUGAAGGCUUCAAUUGGAAGAGCAUUUAUGGGGAAAGCCAGCUCCAUGUCAAAGAAGAAAAUAAAAGCUUCUCAAGUUUCUCCUUCCAAACACAAACACAAACACAGCCUCCUCUUACAUCUUCAACUGGAUUUCAAUCUUCAAUCGGCAUACUUCAAACCGGGUGGAGUUUUCCGGAAACCGCUAAACAAGAUGGUUUUUCUUCAAGAACGAGUAUGAGUAUGGUGAAAACUGAAACCUCUUCUGCGAUGCAGAGUUUCAACUCUGAGAAUAACCACAAGAGUGCUGGUUUUCAAUCAGAUUAUAACAAGUACCAGCCACAAGUUCAGACCUUAAGCAGAAGGUCAGAUGAUGGGUACAAUUGGAGGAAAUAUGGGCAAAAGCAAGUGAAAGGAAGUGAAAAUCCAAGAAGCUACUACAAGUGCACAUACCCCAAUUGUCCAACAAAGAAAAAGGUUGAGAGGUCCUUAGAUGGACACAUUACUGAGAUUGUUUAUAAAGGCAGUCAUAACCAUCCCAAGCCUCAGGCUACCAAGAGGAACUCAUUGUCUGCCUCAUCUCAUACAAUUCCUCAUUCAAAUAGUGUUAACAAUGAAAUGACACUCACCACUCAUCAAAUGGAUUCGGUUGCAACUCCAGAAAACUCAUCUAUAUCAAUGGAAGAUGAUGAUUUUUGUCAGAGUAAAUCAGGAGGAGAUGAGUUUGAUAAUGAUGAACCUGAUGCCAAAAGAUGGAGAAUAGAAGGUGAAAAUGAGGGUAUAUCAGCUGUUGGAAGUAGAACAGUUAGGGAACCCAGAGUCGUGGUUCAGACAACCAGUGACAUCGAUAUUCUAGAUGAUGGAUACAGAUGGAGAAAAUAUGGGCAGAAAGUAGUCAAGGGAAAUCCAAAUCCAAGGAGUUACUACAAGUGCACAUUCCCAGGAUGUCCAGUGAGGAAGCACGUAGAGAGAGCCUCACAUGACCUAAGAGCAGUUAUCACAACCUAUGAGGGAAAGCACAACCACGACGUGCCUGCAGCACGUGGCAGUGGCAGCAACUCUAUCAGCAGAUCAGUACCUAUAAACACUACCACAAACAGCACCACUAGUGCAGCCUCCUCUAUAUACAUUAACAAUUCUCAUCAGAAUCCUAGACCACCAGGACCAGAAAGGACACAACACUUCAACCCCAAUAUGCAGCAGGGCUCAGGAAGUUUUGGAUUCUCAGGCUUUGGAAAUCCAUUAAUGGGGUCUUACAUGAACCAACAAUCUGACAAUGUGUUCACCUCUAGAGCGAAGGAGGAGCAAGGAGAUGACUCGUUUCUUGACUCUCUGCUAUGUUAA
Messenger RNA from Sphenostylis stenocarpa, 1608 nucleotides. The record is from the annotation of a GenBank genome assembly. Lineage: Eukaryota; Viridiplantae; Streptophyta; Magnoliopsida; Fabales; Fabaceae.